AUGGCGACUGUGGGUGGAUUCCUCUGGUCACGGUGGGAGCUCGCGUCUCCCACACGUGGGGCCGUGGGGGCGCAAUACUCUCUGUUGACAUCUAUUAAUGGGCUCGAUGGGGCUUUUGGCCUACGAAGGCCCGCUCGUAGCCUUCGGUAUAACUGGCAUCUGAUCCUCCGUGGUGUCGGCCCCAUCCUCUACUCCUCCGUUUCCCACGUGAUCCACAAACCCUACCGCGCCGCGCGGUCCCGCCGCCACCGGUUCCCUCUGCGCCGCCAGCGCGGGAGAAUAUCCGCCGGGCACGAGCGGGAUGGGGGAGGAAGCGCCACCUGCGCCCACGGCGGACAGCAGCCAGGACGCUCCGGUGCUUCCCACCGAGCUCAUCACGGAAAUCCUCGCCCGGCUGCCGGCCAAGUCGGCGGGCCGCUUCCGCUGCGUCUCCCACGCGUGGCUCGCCAUGCUCUCGUCCGCCUAUUUCGUCGAUCUCCACUUGCGGCGAGCCAAUCGGUAGGGUCCGCCUACGACGACCAUCUCCACUCGUGGCGGCCCGGUGGUGCUGUCCAGAAGCUCAUGCCCGACGAUUUCUCGGAUGGGAUAAUCGUGCCUCUCACCAGGCCUUGCCGUGGCCUUAUCCUCGUCCGCGGCACCGACUAUAACGGGUACUUCGUCUGCAAUCCUUCCACUGGUGACGUCCUGCCUCUCCCAGAUACCAAGGCGACGAUGAAGAUGAUCUGGCGGGCUAAAUUGUUUCAGUCCCAACCGCCGCCGCACUUCUUUGAGGUAUCUUACGGCCUUGGUUACUGCGAAGCGAGGAAGGAAUUCAAGGUGGUGCGUUUGUUCUGCAACCCUGAGAGUGAAACUAGGACGGCAAGCUCCACAAGCUGCGACGUGUUUGUGCUCAGCAAGCCUGCAUACUGGAGGCCAGCUGGUGAACCGCCUCCUUUGUGUUGGGUGGAGGAGAAGAAACCGGCUGUUUCCUUAAAUGGGUAUCUGCACUUCCUCUGCCGAGAUGAUGGCAUUGUCACUUUCAGUAUCAGCAAUGAGACCUUUGGUUCCUUGCCACCGCCGUUAGGUUUCGAGGCUGCACCAUCUGUGAUGACAGAGCUCGAUGGAUGCUUAUGCCUGUGCUAUGGAGAACCAGAUAGUGAAGAUCUUUAUCAUGUAUGUGUCCUACGAGAUUACAAUGAAGCCCGCUGGGAGACGCUGUGUUGCAUUGAUCGAACCGCUUGGCCAGACUCUGAGCGCACGCUCCUGGACUCGCUCUGGAUGGCCCCGUUAGGCAUAUAUUACUCAGAUGGUGGACAAAAGAUCAUGUUCGGGACAGGUUCUUGCAAGCCUGUCCAUGGCCUUAAUGUGGGGAGCUGUGCUUCCUGGGAUUUCAUAUGCAAUCCUGCCAUAGGGUAUUGUAAGCACAUAUCUUUUGAUGAUAAUGUUGGAACCUUGUUUGAUGGCCAUAUUGGGUUAGGAUAUGAUUCAGAGAUUAACAAGCAUGUUGUGGUGCAUAUUACCUACAAAGAGGAGAACCUGGAAACAAGAUAUUAUGAGCUACAAUGCAAUAUGAGUGUGAACACAAUUGAUGUAUGGAUGAUGAAAGAUUGUGACCUCUGGUUAGUGGAGUAUCACAUAGAGCUUGAGAAGUUCUUACCAGAUUACUCGUUGGAGAACGCUACACCGUUGGCUAUUGAUCCAAAGGAUGGACGGAUUUUGCUCAAUGCAGGUUGGUCAUUGGGCUACUAUGAUCCCAAGACGGCAGAAAUUGAAACCAUCUACAGCAUGAACAUCUUAGAUCAUAGCUACAAAUUGUGCCCUAUUAUCUGCCAUGAAAGUUUGGUGUGGCCAUUUAGCCUGUCAUAA
Molecule: messenger RNA, 1845 nt
Organism: Miscanthus lutarioriparius
Lineage: Eukaryota; Viridiplantae; Streptophyta; Magnoliopsida; Poales; Poaceae
Source: the annotation of a GenBank genome assembly